AUGCGGACCUCUAGGAUCUCCCAAGAGACCUCGAGGAUAAUCAACGCAACAUCUGCCUCGCCCCAAACCCGACGAAGCACUCGAUCCUCUGUAGCAAAGUACUCUCACAGUCCAGCUACCAGGAAUGACCCUCCGUCGGCAGGUGCCCAAGAUGUCAGUGAUAUCGAAGAUGCAAUCCCUUCUCGAAAGCGGAAGCGCGAGACACCUAGAACGCCCUUAAAGCAAUUCCCGUGCAACACCACCACCGCCGUCAAGACCGAAACCGAACAGAGCUCUCUCGCACCAUCCAAAGACCGCAAGAUCCGAAAGCCAGCGCGACAUGUAAAGAAUGAAGAAACAGGAGAAGUGGAAAUACAUCCACCCAAUGACUGGGCUGAGGUCUAUGCCGUGGUGAAGGAGAUGAGAUUGACGGGGGUCGCGCGAAAUGCUGCCGUGGAUACCAUGGGAUGUGAGAGGUUGGCAGAGAAAGGCAUCGAUCCGAAGAUAAAGAGAUACCAGACCUUGACGGCACUGAUGUUAUCAUCGCAAACGAAAGAUACUACAAAUGCCCUCGCCAUGGCUCGAUUGCAGAAGGAGCUACCAGCACACAAAGAGGGUGCACCAGUUGGGUUGAAUCUCGAGAAUAUUCUGUCGGUCGACCCAAAGCUCUUAAAUGAGUUGAUAUGGGCAGUUGGGUUUCAUAACAAUAAGACGAAGUAUAUCAAGGCUGCCGCAGAGAUUCUGAGAGACCACUGGAAUGGCGAUAUUCCGGACACAAUUGAGGGCUUGAUGUCGCUGCCAGGCGUCGGUCCAAAGAUGGCUUAUCUGUGCAUGAGCGGUGCUUGGGGCAGGACUGAGGGCAUCGGGGUCGAUGUGCAUGUUCACCGUAUUACGAAUCUUUGGGGUUGGAAUAAGACUAAGGGGCCUGAGGACACACGGUUGGCCUUGCAGGAGUGGCUCCCCAAGGAGCUGUGGCAUGAAAUCAACUGGCUGCUUGUUGGGUUUGGACAGGCUGUUUGUCUUGCUGUUGGACGCAAAUGCGGUGAUUGCGAGCUCGGAUUGAAGGGGCUAUGUAAGUCGGCAGAUCGGAGUAAAGUUGCUGUUGGAAGGAAGAUGAGAGAGGAGAAGAUAAAGAAGGAUGAGGAAGGUAAUGUAAUAGAGAAGAAGGAAACUGUCAAGGUCGAAGAAGUUACCAUCGAUUUUCCAAUUAACGCAGCACCUGAUUUUGAAGUUCCGGUAGAAGGCACUUCGGAACCCCCAGUUUGCAAGGAGUUGGUGAAGGAGGAGGAGACGGCGGAUAUGGAGGACAUACCCAAUAUACCUGACCACCAGGUAAAGAAACCCACAAGAAGAAGUAGGACAUAA
This is a messenger RNA of Venustampulla echinocandica, 1344 nucleotides long. RefSeq names its product Endonuclease III-like protein. Gene Ontology annotation, biological process: base-excision repair, AP site formation; base-excision repair; nucleotide-excision repair. Gene Ontology annotation, cellular component: nucleus. The transcript has a single exon. Gene Ontology annotation, molecular function: DNA-(apurinic or apyrimidinic site) endonuclease activity; DNA binding; oxidized pyrimidine nucleobase lesion DNA N-glycosylase activity. Lineage: Eukaryota; Fungi; Ascomycota; Leotiomycetes; Helotiales; Pleuroascaceae. The record is from RefSeq and is a predicted model, not a curated record. Bases 1 to 1344 code for a protein of 447 amino acids.